Molecule: messenger RNA, 1425 nt
Organism: Camelina sativa (false flax)
Lineage: Eukaryota; Viridiplantae; Streptophyta; Magnoliopsida; Brassicales; Brassicaceae
Source: RefSeq, a predicted model, not a curated record
AUGGCAGGCGACAGGUCCACCGCCGCUUUAAGAGUCGGUAGCCGCCGCCUCAAAGGUCGUCGUCGCAGCUCCCGGAGAAUCAAAGGAGCAGUAGACUUAAUAAGCUCCUUACCUGAUGUGAUCCUCCAAGAUAUCCUCACCUUUGUUCCGACCAAGCUCGCCAUCAGAACUUCCCUCUUGUCAAAAAGAUGGAGGCAUGUAUGGUGCAAUAUAUCUUCUCUUUCAUUUGAUUAUGAUCGACUUGAUCAGGCUUACUCCAUAAGCGAAACCCUUACUCACUACACAGCUCUAAAGAUGAUGAAGUUUCACCUCCAUACUACCAGUUUCAUCGGCAUCUGUAAAUGGAUCAAGUUCGUCAUGUCCCGUAACGUGGAGAAAAUAUCCCUGGAUUUAACUGAGUAUAAUUUUCCUGAUUUCUUCUACAUCAAUACAUCUGUCAAGAAACUCAGCAUUAGGUUAAGCAUUUCUGCUACAAUUCCUCCUAGAUGCUCCGUGUCUUGGACAUCCCUGCAGAAGUUGUACUUGCGUCAUUGUUUUUUCACUGAUGAAUCCAUAGCUAAGAUUCUAUCUGGCUGUCCGAUUCUUGAGAGCUUAAAGUUGGAUUUCUACAGUGAACUCAGGAUUCUUGAUCUCAGCAAAUCGAUGCGUUUGAGAACAUUAGAAAUCAACGAAAGCGCUUCGGGUUUUGGGCCAACGCAGAUUGUGGCGCCAUAUCUCCAUUGUCUCGUAUUGACAAGCACUAAGUCUUCAUUAUUUACUUUAGUUGAUGUCUCGUCUUUAGCCGAAGCUAAACUGACCAUUUGCAUUAGCCCAUUCCAAUAUAACAUUGAAGCUGAUAUUCUUCAAAACAUGGUGCUAAAGCUGCUAAAAGAGUUGCAGAAUGUAGAGAAGCUUACUUUUGAGGAAAUCCUUCUUCAGGUUUUAUCUCUUGCUGAGUUACUUGGUGUUCCUUUGCCGAUGUUCAAAGUCAAAGCUUUGACUCUUAAGACAUCGAUUUCUCGUAAUGUUAUUAUUGGUAUAGAGAGGAUAUUACAAAACUCACCUGAUUUAAAGACGCUAACAAAGGUUAAACUUGACGAAUACGUGGCUUCCCAAGGCUUGAAUCCGGAUCAGUGUUGGAGAUCAAAAGAUGGGGCUAACUGGAACAGAUCACGUUGGAAGGUAAAGCCAAAGCACGUGGUUUCAUUCAUGAGACUUAUGCUUAAAAACACAAAAAAAUUAGAGAAAAUGGUCGUGUUGUUGGAAGAGUACCCUUACAGUACGUUUCGAAGACUCAUACCUAAUUUAGCACACGGAUAUAAUCGAAACUUGAAAGUGUUUUUUUUUCUGAAUAGAUUACAAAUCUACUCAUCAAGGUUCGAUUUCUUUCUAAACCAAUUAGAACCUGAUAAAAUCGGUCUAUUGAAAUUGAAACUACCGAGUUAA